Erinaceus europaeus (western European hedgehog) is the source of this 2833-nucleotide messenger RNA. RefSeq names its product POU class 2 homeobox 3 (gene POU2F3). The record is from RefSeq and is a predicted model, not a curated record. Gene Ontology annotation, molecular function: DNA-binding transcription factor activity, RNA polymerase II-specific; RNA polymerase II cis-regulatory region sequence-specific DNA binding. The coding region runs from base 138 to 1433 and encodes 431 amino acids. Gene Ontology annotation, cellular component: nucleus. Lineage: Eukaryota; Metazoa; Chordata; Mammalia; Eulipotyphla; Erinaceidae. Gene Ontology annotation, biological process: regulation of transcription by RNA polymerase II. The transcript has 13 exons.
AGGGUGGCAAUCCCGCCGGGCCAGCGUUGCAGGCAGGCGGGCGGGCGCGGGAAGAGACCCUGGCUUCUCAGGGGGCCCGGUUGGGGCAGCCGCGCGCGGCCUGGGGUGGCGCAGGCUUUGGCCCCGCCUGGGGCAGGAUGGUGAAUCUGGAGCCCAUGCACGCAGCUAUCAAGAUGAGCGGGGAGGUGGCAGACUCCACGGACACCACCCGAGCUGCUGCGCUGGGACAGGUAGAGCCAGGAAGUGAUCGGAAUGGCCUAGACUUCAACCGCCAGAUUAAAACCGAGGACCUCAGCGACUCCCUGCAGCAGACCCUCUCCCACCGGCCAUGCCACCUGACCCAAGGACCAGCCAUGAUGUCUGGAAACCAGAUGUCUGGGGACGUGGCCUCCCUCCACCCUCUGCAGCAGCUCGUGCUGGUGCCUGGCCACCUGCAGUCCGUGUCCCAGUUCCUGCUCUCACAGACACAGCCCGGCCAGCAAGGUCUGCAGCCAAACCUUCUUCCCUUCCCACAACAGCAAAGCUCUCUCCUGCUCCCACAGACGGGGCCGGGCCUGGCGUCUCAGGCAGUCGGGCGCCCUGGGCUGCCAGGGUCCUCUUUGGAGCCCCCCCUGGAAGCAGCUCCCCACCACCCUGUGCCCAAGCACAUGCCCAGCUCUGGGGGAACUGAUGAGCCCAGUGACCUGGAGGAACUGGAGAAGUUCGCCAAGACCUUCAAGCAGAGACGUAUCAAGCUGGGCUUCACGCAGGGAGACGUGGGGCUGGCCAUGGGCAAGCUUUAUGGCAACGACUUCAGCCAGACCACCAUCUCGAGGUUCGAGGCCCUCAACCUGAGCUUCAAGAACAUGUGCAAGCUUAAACCACUGCUGGAGAAGUGGCUCAAUGAUGCAGAAGCCUCUCCCUCGGACCCCUCAGCCAGCACCCCCAGCCCCUACCCCACCCUAAGUGAGGUGUUCGGGAGGAAGAGGAAGAAACGGACUAGCAUUGAGACCAACAUCCGCCUGACUCUGGAGAAGCGGUUUCAAGAUAACCCCAAGCCCAGCUCUGAGGAGAUCUCCAUGAUAGCAGAGCAGUUGUCCAUGGAGAAGGAGGUGGUGAGGGUCUGGUUCUGCAACAGGCGCCAGAAGGAGAAGCGAAUUAAUUGCCCCACAGCCACACCCAUCAAGUCCCCCAUCUACACUUCCCGUCUGGUCUCCCCCUCAGGGUCUCUGGGCCCCCUCUCCAUCCCUCCUGUCCAUAGCACCAUGCCUGGAACAGUGACGUCAUCCUGCUCUCCCGGGAACAACAGCAGGCCUUCGUCCCCUGGCUCAGGCCUCCACACCAGCAGCCCCACAGCCUCUCAGAAUAACUCCAAAGUGGCACUCAGCUCUCCCUCCAGCUUUAACUCUUCAGGGUCUUGGUACCGAUGGAAUCACCCCACCUACCUCCACUGAGGCCAAAGGGAUUUUCUGUUGCACCUGUUCCUGGGUCCCCCAGAAGGAAGGGAGCUGCACCUUCCCUACACGGACACAUGCUGAACAGAAGCGAGUCUCCGCUACCUACCUACAGAGGAGGCUACACUCCUGCCUCCUUGGAAGCCAGGGCCUUCAGAGAUGUAAACUGUGACUGAACCGGGCUGCCCAUGCUCAGAAUUCUUAAAGAGAUGGCCCUGCUGGGGGUUGCCAUCCUUCCCUGCCCUGCCAGUGCCUUGCCCUCUAGUUCUAGAUAUUCCAGGUGGCUCUGCUAUGGCCAGGGGCUUCCUGAGGAAGGACAUCUCACUGUUAUUCCUCACCUCACCUGUGGGCUUUCCAGGGUCACUACCAGCUUGGCGACUGACCCACCAGGAGGGGCGGCAGUGACUCUGACGCAGAGCUUGGUCACACUCUCCCAAGAUCUGUGAAAGAUUUUGAAUCUCACGGCUCCAACCCAAGCUUGCCUUGAGGUUUGGUCUGUUCAGCAAUGUUUUCUGACUGACUCUUCACUUUGGCCCCAUUUUCUCUUUAGCCCGGCUACUUUCUUCUAGAACCAAGUCCAUUUCUGAUUACAUUCUGCAAAUUCCUUCCUUUUUCCAGAAGGCAAAGGUACCCUCAGUCCCCACAGGGCACGUUCCUCUGUCCCCAGGUGCAUUUCUGUCUGCUAACCUCUGCCCCAAAGUUCAGGGCUCUUGAUCCUUCUCUUCUUUUCUGCCUCUCUCCUUAUCUCAUCCUUUGUCUCUUUCCCUGGCUGCAGAAGGAGGAACACAAAAGCAAACGGACAGCGAUUAUGCUGGCCAAAUAUCUGUACAUAGCCCUUGCCGGUUCUGCACUAAGCCCCUUUCUCCUUCACAUGGACUUCUCCAAAUAUUUAACAUUUGGAAAUCAUCAAAAUGUUUAACUCAGGUGUCAAUUUUGAAGAUUUUCUCUGUUAUAUGUUGUCUUUUUUGGGAAGAAAAAAAGACAGGAAAAAGGAAUACCAAAGUGUGACAACUGUGUGCUUAGCUCCUGCAGGAGACCCUCCCACUUGCUGAGUUCUUAGGGAACACGCUUUCCAGCCUCCUUCUUUGUGGUCCAGUGUGUAAAGAUGUAACUUGGGGCCUGGUGUGUGUGGGGGGAGAUAGCAUAAUGAUGAUGCAAAGAGACUCUCAUGCCUGAGGCUCCAGAGUCCCAGGUUCAAUCCCCUGUACCAUCAUAAGCCAGAGCUGAGCAGUGCUCUGGAAAAAAAAAGAAAAUGUAACUCAAAGCCAUUCCAGAAAUGGCGACCUUUUCUAAAAAGACUGCAUACCCAAGAAAAUGUUGAGAUUCUGAGGAGGAGUCUCUCUGUUCCUAAAUAAAUUUGUAUCAUGAUGAUACGGUGGAUUCCACAAUCACUAAGAGGA